UUCCUCGCGUUAACUUCCAAAACAAAAAUGGCACAUGGGAAGUGAGCGUCCGCAUGAAAAGCGAAACCUAACGACGGUGUGGCUUGUUUCAGAUCUCUGCGAAGUUGCAGAACCACUACCCCCCUCGUUGUCAGUCGAGAAUGGCGCUGCCAAUGUCAGCUUGGGUUUCGCUCAUCGGAACCGUGCCGUGCACCACCGGCCGACUGUCCCGUGUCCGAGCUGCUGACUUCCAGACAGCCGGUGUCAAGUUCAAACACAUUUUAACUCCUCAGAGCCGCCAGCUGGGACCAAAGCCAGCGACAAGUCCUGUCCGCGGCCAUAUUAAUGCUGCCCUCCGAGCCGACAAGUUCUCAACUACAACGACACUUUGGAAAUCCGGCCACGGCAGCGCCUCCUUCUUACCCCAGGGAGGGAGAGGCUGGCUGGGCAAGUUCGCCCUCGGGGCCACCCUCGGAGUGACCGCGGCCGCGCUGGUCCAGUCUCUCCACACCGGAACUUUCACCGCCAUGGCCCUCAAAGUUAACCUGAACUCCGCCGACGGAGACUGGAAGGAGGCCAAAGACUUCUUGCUCUCUCUGUCUGUGAAGGACAGGCGUCAGUACUACAGGACUUCUAACUCUGUGCCUCUGGAUGACAUCCCAGUGUGGACCCCCACUGCAGAUGCUUCUAAAUCGGGUGCCUACGAGAGGAAUGAGAAGUUGGACCAGAAGAUUUCCCUCUAUAGUGGCGACAUCACCAAGCUUGAGAUAGAUGCCAUUGUCAAUGCAGCCAACAAGACCCUGCUCGGCGGUGGUGGAGUGGACGGAGCGAUCCACCGCGCUGCAGGUCCCUUGCUGAAAAAGGAGUGCGCUUCCCUCCACGGCUGUGAGACGGGAGAGGCCAAGAUCACCUGCGGCUACGGCCUCCCGGCCAAGUAUGUGAUCCACACAGUGGGGCCGAUUGCACAAGGGGGAGUUGGAGAGAAUGAGAAGAAAGCGCUGAGGUCCUGCUACAAGAACAGCCUGAAGACGGCCACCGACAACGGCGCACGAUCUGUGGCUUUCCCGUGCAUCUCCACCGGAAUCUACGGAUAUCCACCUGAACAAGCUGUGCAUGAGGCGUUAGCAACUGUGAGGGAGUAUCUCGACGCGCAUCAUGACAAGCUGGACAGAGUCAUCUUCUGUGUGUUCUUGCCGACGGAUAAGGAGCUGUAUCUGCAGAACCUCCCGGUCUACUUCCCUGCUGCCUGACCCAUGGCAGCACCGUGUUGUUCAGCUCCCACAAAGGCCGGUGUCAAGAGUAAACUCUAAGAGUGGAUUUGUCAAACUCGGUUGCUGUGGAUACACACCGCUACACUCAACAUCCAUAUUUCUCCUCCUCACUGUUGACGCAGAUCAAGACCUUCUUCAGCAGGAAAUAAGUUGGAAAUGGAUGAUUGCUUAUGUGAAGUGCGCAGUGGUUCUCGUGCAAAUGUCUGCGGAGUAUUUUAUUCCCCCCCCUCCCCCCCCCCCCCCCCCCCCCCCCCCCAUUAAUGCUUAAGAGGGGUGUUGCGACGAAGGUGUGAAAUUAUGUUGAUGAUUCUCUUGAAACCGGGACUACACGUUACCUGUGAUCAGUGGCACCUUUGCAACAGGAUUACAACAUGAGUUAUGCAUCCUGUAUUAGAGCUUCAGUGCACAUGCAUGUGUGUGUGUGAGAGAGAUGCACAACAAAAGCUUAUUAAAACAAAUCUCGCAGGCUU
This is a messenger RNA of Mugil cephalus (flathead mullet), 1720 nucleotides long. It is a transcript of the gene macrod1, whose product is annotated as mono-ADP ribosylhydrolase 1. NCBI's taxonomy places the organism in Eukaryota, Metazoa, Chordata, Actinopteri, Mugiliformes, Mugilidae. Gene Ontology annotation, biological process: DNA damage response; peptidyl-glutamate ADP-deribosylation; purine nucleoside metabolic process. The coding region runs from base 141 to 1229 and encodes 362 amino acids. Gene Ontology annotation, molecular function: ADP-ribosylglutamate-[protein] hydrolase activity. Gene Ontology annotation, cellular component: nucleoplasm. The transcript has 11 exons. The record is from RefSeq and is a predicted model, not a curated record.